Molecule: messenger RNA, 2015 nt
Organism: Bombus pyrosoma
Lineage: Eukaryota; Metazoa; Arthropoda; Insecta; Hymenoptera; Apidae
Product: steroid receptor RNA activator 1-like
Exons: 5
Coding region: 843-1829 (328 amino acids)
Biological process (GO): regulation of transcription by RNA polymerase II
Cellular component (GO): nucleus
Source: RefSeq, a predicted model, not a curated record
UUACCGCGGAUUCAACUAAAUUGUCAUCGUUGUUAUACAUCGUUUGAAAUGAUCUUUUAUAUUAAUUUAAUGAUCGGCACAUAUCGUGCUUAAAAGAAAUUCAUUAUAAAUUUAUUACAUUCACAUGUAUCUGUAGGAUGGAAUCUUUUCAAUGCUUUUAUAAUAUCUCAUAAACCAUUUUUCAACAACCCACGUUGGGUUGGGUUAUAGUAGCAGUAUUAAUCCGGCUGUCGUGAGGCGGCUGAAUUAGCUUGAAAACUGAGGCCGGGCGGUGGGAUAUUUUUGCGUAGAAUUCGAAAACUAAAGACGACCGCCGGUUAUAUGUACAGAUAACAGUUGUUGAAAAUGUCGAGCCAUAUGACAUAUUUCAAAAUCAUCGAAAUCGGAAAAAAUGCUCUUGAUUGACAACUUUAUCAUUUAGCUUUAGGGGAAUCGCAUAAUGGAAAAGAUGAAGUUUCCUGGAGUUUUUGUUAAACUAAAGACCUCUGGUGGCAGAGUGAGGAAAGUUUCCACAGGAUUUUUUCGAAGUCGAUAUUACAGAACGUCUGACACAAGAUCCCAUAUAAUGUCGUAUCAUCAAGUCUAUUUUAUACUUAUUCAACGUUAAUAUGUUUACAAUUAUACCGUAUAAGUAAAUAUGCUUAUAACAGCUUAUAAGUGUGCUUAUCAAAUUUAAUAUCAAUACUAAUCUUAAAUCAGUUUUACUUUACAUAUCAUUUUCUUUUGACAUUUCCUUCAACAUAAAAUUUGAUAAGAUUGCAAUCAAAGAUGAGCGAAAAGAAAACAAGUAAUAUAAGCAGUUCGGCAAAUGUAUUUAGCUAGUUCUCUAUCAUAAACGUUCUAUGCGAAAGGUUUUAUUAGGUCAUGACCCUGGAUGGAAUGAUUCUCCAAAAUGGAUAUAUUUUACUGGACAAAGUUCCAUAACGCCUACCAAGCGAGUACUGAACAAGACGGUAGCAUUUCCAAUGGAAUCUAUACAAGCUAUAGAUAAAGAAUCUUCUGUAAAUAAGCCAUUAAAAAUGCCACCACAUAUACAGGGUUGGAUUGAUCUAUUAAUAGCACCACAUCCUCCAUUGUUAUGUCCUUCAAACAAAAAUAUAGAAGGCAACAAUAUAGAGGUUGAUAAAGAGAAGACAUUAAACAAACUUUUGAAGGAAACAAAUCAGAAACGUUCUACGCGGAAGGUUUCAUUUGGUCAUGACACCAGAUGGAAUGAUUCUCCAAAAUGGAUAUAUUAUACUGGACAAAGUUCUAUAACGCCUACUAAGCGAGUACUGAACAAGACGGUAGCACUUCCAAUGGCAUCUAUACAAGCUGUAGAUAAAGAAUGUUCUGUAAACAAGCAAUUAAAGAUGCCACCACAUAUACAGGGUUGGAUUGAUUUAUUAAUAGCACCACAGCCUCCAUUGUUAUGUCCUUCAAAUAAAGAUAUAGAAGGGAACAAUAUAGAGAUUGAUAAGGAGGAGACAUUAAACAAUGUUUUGAAAAAUUUGGAAACUGUAAUAAGUGAGCAUAUAUUGGAAAAUGAUAGAAUUAAGGAGGUAAAGAAGAGAUUAGAUAUAUUGAAGGAUGUAUGGCUUGAAGAUAAAUUAAAUAAUGUGAUAUACAAGAAUGUUUUAGAUUUGUCUACAGCUUUACGAGAAGGGAACAUUAAAAAAGCUGAUGAGAUACAUGUUUCAUUAAUGAUGCAACAUGCUAGUCUGUGUAGUGCAUGGAUGCCUGGGAUUAGGCAUAUUAUUUUAGAAUUGGAAACCAAAAUGAAAAAUUCAAAUGUAACACAAUCUCAAAGCUCUGAAUUACUUUUAUUAUCUACUGGAGAAAAUAAGUAAAUGACGAUUCCUUGGGUAUAUAAUAUUUGCGUGCAGCAACUAUUUUGCGAUAGUUAUUGACAUUAUCUUUUCGCUUAUAAGUUUAUAUAUUAAUUGAUGUUAUUAAAAAGUACACACCAAAAAGAAACUAUUGAUAUUAUGAAUGUAACAAAUUUUAUUACAAUAAAACAAAUCCCAUGAAACUUA